Molecule: messenger RNA, 2346 nt
Organism: Asterias rubens (European starfish)
Lineage: Eukaryota; Metazoa; Echinodermata; Asteroidea; Forcipulatida; Asteriidae
Product: calmodulin-like
Exons: 6
Coding region: 369-818 (149 amino acids)
Molecular function (GO): enzyme regulator activity; calcium ion binding
Source: RefSeq, a predicted model, not a curated record
AUGAGGAAAAGCGAAUCAUACCUAAUCUGAAUUUCGAGGAUAUCAUAGAACAAUCUCUUAUAAUAUUUAUAAUAGUUUCAACGUGCUGGAGUUGUGGGGGUUCCCAUAUAGCCUAUCUCUGAGUGUAUUGGUUUUCUUUUUAUGGCGGGUGUACGCUGGGUGGAAAUGGCCAAUCUUGAGGCGACCAUCGCCGCAUGAACCACAUGUCUGACGUGCUUUGAAAAGUUGGGAUUCCAAUGGAGUGAGUCAGUGUACGAACGCGUACGAGCCAGUGCGCACUUUACUUCUAAACCAACCCCGGGAAACAUCGCCGACACGUCUUUUCUUCCGUCACUGACCUUGGCUGGGAAAAUUUGCUUUCUACAUCAAUGGCGGAACAACUUAGUGAAGAGCAGAUUGCUGAGUUCAAGGAGGCUUUCUCGCUAUUCGACAAGGAUGGCGACGGCACCAUCACCACCAAGGAGCUUGGAACAGUCAUGAGAUCACUGGGUCAGAAUCCCACCGAGGCUGAGCUGCAGGACAUGAUCAAUGAGGUCGAUGCUGAUGGUAACGGCGAGAUCGAUUUCCCCGAGUUCUUGACGAUGAUGGCGCGUAAGAUGAAAGACACAGACAGUGAGGAGGAGAUCAGGGAAGCCUUCAGAGUCUUUGACAAGGAUGGAAACGGUUUCAUCAGUGCUGCUGAGCUCCGUCACGUGAUGACCAAUCUUGGUGAGAAGCUGACAGAUGAAGAGGUUGAUGAGAUGAUCCGAGAAGCAGACAUUGAUGGAGACGGCCAGGUCAACUUUGAAGAGUUUGUUACAAUGAUGACAUCAAAAUGAAGUUCUUCCCAACAGCCCCUGUCAUACCGCCUCAUCUUGUUGUAUCCAUUCAUUCUGUCUUGUUGUGUGCGACAGCUGACGGGUUGGACGAUGUGUCUAUGUGUUCCACCACCCUCGGAAGAUCGGGUAAACAAAAUCGUCACCAAUAGAGGGCGUUUUUAAUAAUGGCCGACAAGUGACGUCAUGUCAUUGUAUUGGACUGCUGAUUGGACAAGCCAUGACAACAAGCCAGCCACAGUGGUCGAGUUUGCGCGGACCAUCAAACUUUACGGAGUCUUCCGUUUUUAUGAUCGGCCAUUUUAAAAAGUGUUCGUUUGAAAUGUCUUAUGAUGGUGGAGUGAUUUAUUCUUGUGCUCAAAGAUGCACUUCUUUAAUGUGUGAUAUUUUCUAACAGUUUAAGGUAGAAUAAAGGGCAGACAAAUACCGCUACGGUACCCAGUUAUUGUUUUCAAAAGUUACAAAUCAUUUUAUCUGUUUUAUUUAAUCACUAAAUUCCUAGAUUGUGAUCAAAACUACACUGCGACUGUUUUAAAAAUUUUAAUAAUUUAAACCCGGAAUAUUUCAGAGUCAGCGAGAGCAAGUAGUUUGUGUUAAAAUGUUUGGUACAUUUAAUAAUAAUAAUUGAUUUCUGUGUAUAUAUAAAUAAUAAAUUUACUGUUAUUCAGAUGUCACGUGAAUGUCAACUCGCUAACAAAUUUCAUCUCUCGAUAAAGUUAGAGGCGCCCCCAUUUAACUUAACUGAGUAUUGGCUUGGUAUGGCUGCUUGAAGGGCGCCCUCUUCUUGUUGCUUUAAAAGGGCGCCGCUCAUGCUUCGCGUUGUGACAUUUGUUUAGUAAAUACUUUCACACAAACAUUCUUUAAAAUAAAUAGGACUCUGCGCCAGAGUAUACAGAAAAAAUUAAAACUAAUUAUAGCUUUGUCAUACUGCUUAUAGAAACUAAUGGUUAUAAAAAUCCAUAUUUUUACAAGCCAGAUUUUCCCAUCAAAGUUUGCUCGUCUUCUUUUAGGCUCAUGUUGACCGCCUUUAUCAAUUCACGUAACGUCUGGAUAAAUUUGACGGUGUAUAUAGUUAAUUUCUUUUCAAAGUUUUGUGGGAGAUGGUAGAAAAUGAUGACAGGAAGUCGAGUUGCGUAUAAUCAGAAGAAUUUAAAAAAACAAAUUAUUCAAUGCAAAUUUGCACUCAUUUUUACAAUUUUAAAGUUUCAUUUCCUGUGGUAAUAAUAAUGAUAUGCGGAGGUGGACGUCCGUAUAGCAGAAAUGUAAAUCAUGGGAGCCCAUUUCCACGUAAUUUAUUCAGGAAGAGUUUCUGUCUAAGAUUUUCACUUUUUUUUUAAAUAAUGAUUUGUCGACAAUAGAUUCUUCGACAGUGUACAUUACUAGUUAUCAAGUUCUCCGGAAUGGUUUCACACUUUCAUUGUAAAUUUGUUUACACUUAGAGUUUUUAAGAAUCAGUAACUGUAUUGUUUCUCGCGCACUUUGGUGUUUGAACGCGCGAUUUCUGAAUAAAAAAAAUAAUAUCCACUUGAAA